Messenger RNA from Hippocampus comes (tiger tail seahorse), 1453 nucleotides. It is a transcript of the gene dhrsx, whose product is annotated as dehydrogenase/reductase (SDR family) X-linked. NCBI's taxonomy places the organism in Eukaryota, Metazoa, Chordata, Actinopteri, Syngnathiformes, Syngnathidae. Bases 56 to 1024 code for a protein of 322 amino acids. The transcript is spliced from 7 exons. The record is from RefSeq and is a predicted model, not a curated record.
GUGCCAGACGGGACUGCACACACAGUCGGACGCCGCAGAGGCAGGAAGAGGCAUCAUGAAUCCGCUGUCUGUUUUGGUUCCGCUUCUCAAACUUUACUACUGUGGAAUCAGAGUUCUCAUCUACCAGAUGUUCCACAGAUCUUUUACCCUACCAGUCCUACAGAAGCAGAAUGGAAGAGUAGGCAUUGUCACCGGUGGCACCAGAGGAAUGGGUUAUGAGACCGCAAAACAUCUGGCAAGACUUGGCAUGCAUGUCUUUAUUGCCGGCAAUGAAAAAGAGGAGGGCCUAGCCGCCGCGAGGACGAUUCAGGAAGAAUGCAGAGAGGGGAAAGCGGAGUUUCUCUUUCUAGAUUUGACUUCCCUGAAUUCAGUCCGGAAAUUUGUCGAAACGUUCAAAGGCCGAGGGCUUCCCCUGCAUCUUCUGGUGAAUAAUGCUGGGACCAUGUUGAUCCCCGAGAUGCAGACAGAAGAUGGCUUUGAAGCCCACUUUUCUCUCAACUACCUCGGCCACUUCCUACUGACCAACCUGCUGCUCGAUUUGCUGAAGAGAUCAGGGAGUCCGGGCUGCUCUUCCCGAAUCGUCAAUAUGUCCUCUGCAACACAUUACGCGGGGGUUAUACACAUGAAGGAUCUCAACAGGAGGCAAAGCUACAGCUCCCAUGGUGCCUACGCCCAAAGCAAACUCGCCUUAGUCCUUUUCACUUACUACCUUCAAGAGCAGAUGACAGCCCAAGGUUUCCCAGUGAUGGUCAACGCCGUGGAUCCGGGGAUGGUGGACACGGCACUCUACAACAACCUGUGGAGCCUCGCGCAGGCGCUCAAAAAGCCGUUUGCAAAGACUUUGUUCAGGACUCCAACAGAGGGUGCCUCUAUCAUCAUGUAUGCUGCAACUGCCUCGGAGAUGGAAGGGGUGGGUGGCUGCUACCUCUACAACGGCGAAAAGAGACAAUCAGCCCAAGACUCCUAUGACUCUGAGCUUCAAGCGGAGUUGUGGAAAAUGAGUUGUCAGCUUGCAGGUCUAUAGAAGGCCUGAUAUGCAACAUGGUUGUCCAUCCAAGUCCUACAGAUCCACAUCAAACUCAAAACAAGCAAAACCUCAGGUUAGCAGAUAUUAUGGUUUUUCCAGUGCAAAUGAGAUUAACAUAUAAGGGCUUUUCUCAUUUAAAUUAGACCAGUGAGUCCCGAUCACUCUGUUGCGGAAAUGAUCCUCCAUCCAUUUUCUGAAACACUUUAUCCUCACAAGGGAUGCUGGAGCCCACCCUGGCUGACUUUUUCUUCCUCACUGUCAGCAAUGUAUAGUGACAGGAAGAACAAUUAAAUGCCCGUCCGCAAGUUUGCAAGCGGUCCAAUGAACCUGGUUUUCCACCCGUUGCCAUCGAUAUAACUGAAUUCUGGCUUUGUGUUCAACUAAACAAGUCCAGAUUUCUCAUAAGUGAAUUCAUGAGUAAAUUAA